CGGUGCUUCCCUUUGAAUGCAAGCAGAGACUUUCAAGCGAAAAGUCUAAUCCAGAGAGAGCCAAGUGAUCCGCCAUGACUGCUCGCAAGAGAACUUCUUCACUGACUAAUCAGCCUCCGCCGCCGAAGCCCACCAUUGCUCCCGCAGAAGAUUUCCGUCUCGCACCGCCGAAACUAGGCGUGAUCUUCGUGAUCUCUGCCCUUCUCUGUUCGCUCUACCUCUACCUUCUCUGUUUCCACUACAAUGUCGAUAGUGAGCUCAAGCGUCCGAUCUUGAUCAACGCGGGGCUUAGCUUGGUGGGGUUCUUCGUUACACUCAAGUUGAUUCCAGUGGCUGCUAGAUAUGUUCUGAGGCGUAACAUGUUUGGUUUUGAUAUUAAUAAACGUGGCACGCCUCAGGGAGAUGUUAAAGUGCCUGAGUCACUGGGAAUAGUUGUGGGCAUUGUCUUCUUGAUUGUGGCGAUAAUAUUUCAGUUCUUUAACUUCACUGAAGAUUCGUUGUGGCUUGUGGAGUACAAUGCAGCACUGGCAUCUAUUUGCUUCAUGAUCUUGCUUGGAUUUGUAGAUGACGUCCUUGAUGUGCCUUGGAGAGUGAAACUUCUCUUACCAUCUUUUGCAACUCUUCCACUGCUAAUGGCUUAUGCUGGACAUACAACUAUUGUUAUACCAAAACCUCUUGUUUCCUAUGUUGGCUUGGAGAUACUUGAUCUAGGACGGAUCUAUAAGCUGUAUAUGGCGCUACUGGCUGUCUUUUGCACGAAUUCUAUAAACAUCCACGCUGGUCUGAAUGGCCUUGAGAUCGGUCAAACCGUAGUUAUUGCAGCUGCUAUCUUGAUACACAACGUUAUGCAAAUCGGAGCAUCUGUGGAUUCUGAGCUUCGCCAAGCUCAUGCGUUCUCUAUAUAUCUUACUCAGCCAUUGAUGGCAACAUCCUUGGCAAUGCUUGCGUACAAUUGGUAUCCUUCUGCAGUUUUUGUUGGAGACACUUACACAGUCUUUGCAGGAAUGACUAUGGCCGUUGCUGGCAUUCUGGGUCACUUCAGUGAAACCCUCCUAAUCUUUUUUAUUCCUCAAGUGUUGAACUUUCUAUUGUCGCUUCCGCAGCUUGCUGGCAUUGUGAAAUGUCCACGGCAUCGUCUCCCAAAGUUUGAUCCUGCAACGGGAUUAUUAACGGGAACAAAAGAUGGGACGCUGGUUAACGUUUACCUGAGGAUUUUUGGGAGGAAAUCAGAAAAGUCUCUUUGUGUUCAUCUUCUUGUUUUCCAAGCACUAGCUUGCGCCUUCUGUUUCCUGCUUAGGCAUUUUCUUGCUGGUUGGUACAAAUAAAAUCUUUGCAACAUGAGAGAAUCUUUUCUUUAAACGGUUCCUCGUUUAAUCAUCUCUCCGCCUUCACAAAUCACACAGACAGAAGUCAGUUUUUGUUUUCGUAUCCAUUAGUAUCAUUGUUUUAGCUCACUUACAAAGAUAGUUUCAAUCCUUAAGCGAGAUCAAUACGAGUGAAUCUCAACAAUAUCAAUAUAUUCGUAUUGUUUAUCAUUUUCUUGCAUCUAAUUUAUAGAGAGAAUGAACCGGCGAUAAAACGGUCAUAUGUGCAGGACCGGAUCAGGGUGAAAGCCUAGCCUUGGUCCCUAAAAAUUUUCUAAGUUUAUCAUAUGAACAUAGAUUCCCAAACUAUAAUUUUUUUUCAUGUGUAAUUAUUUAACUGAAAUAGCUUUGUAAAUGUGAGUCAAUGUAAAUGUGUGUGGA
Messenger RNA from Eruca vesicaria subsp. sativa (arugula), 1745 nucleotides. The record is from the annotation of a GenBank genome assembly. NCBI's taxonomy places the organism in Eukaryota, Viridiplantae, Streptophyta, Magnoliopsida, Brassicales, Brassicaceae.